Molecule: messenger RNA, 1758 nt
Organism: Brachypodium distachyon (stiff brome)
Lineage: Eukaryota; Viridiplantae; Streptophyta; Magnoliopsida; Poales; Poaceae
Exons: 13
Coding region: 85-1368 (427 amino acids)
Source: RefSeq, a predicted model, not a curated record
UCUCCCUCUUCUCGUCCCCCGCCCACCUCACACGGGUGGCUCAGACCGCCGCGCGUAGCACCAGCACUCCUCGCACAGCCAGCCAUGGCCGCCAUGGUGAGAGCGUGCAUGCCGCUCCGCACCCCUCCGGCAGCCUCGGCCUCCGCCGCCGCCCCCGCGGCAUCCACGGACGCUGCCCCGGGCAGGCCGCGCUCGAGCGCCCGCGUGCUCGUGCUCGGCGGCACCGGCCGCGUCGGCGGCUCCACGGCCACCGCGCUCUCCAAGCUCUGCCCUGACCUCAGCAUCCUCGUCGGCGGCCGGAACCGGGAGAAGGGUGAAUCUUUGGCAUCUAAACUCGGCGAGCAGUCUAAGUUUGUGGAGAUUGAUACCGGCAACGCGGCCAUGUUGGAGGAAGCACUACAGGGUGUGGAUUUAGUUGUUCAUACCGCUGGACCUUUCCAGAGGGAGGCCGAGUGCACCGUGUUGCAGGCCGCGAUAUCAACUAAGACAGCGUAUAUUGAUGUUUGUGAUGAUAUGGACUAUUCAUGGAGGGCGAAAGCUUUCCAUGAGGAAGCCAAAGCUCAAGGUGUUCCAGCUAUUACAACUGCUGGCAUAUAUCCUGGAGUGAGCAAUGUGAUGGCUGCUGAGCUUGUGAAUGCUGCCAGAAGUGAAAAUGAAGAACCUGAAAGACUAAGAUUCUUCUAUUAUACUGCAGGUUCUGGUGGUGCUGGCCCAACAAUAUUGGCAACAAGUUUUUUGCUUCUCGGGGAGGACGUAAUUGCAUACAACAAAGGAGAAGAAAUCAAACUGAAGCCUUACAGCGGAGCCCUGAACAUUGAUUUCGGAAAAGGGGUCAGAAAGAGAGAUGUUUACUUACUGAAUUUGCCUGAAGUGAAGAGUGCUCAUAAAUUUUUAGGUGUGCCAACUGUUAGCGCUCGAUUUGGUACCGCUCCUUUCUUCUGGAAUUGGGGAAUGCAGGCUUUCGCAAACUUUUUACCUGUUGAGUUUUUGAGGGAUAAAGAUAAGGUUCGAGAGUUGGUUGAAUUAGUUGAUCCCCUUGUUCGAGCCAUUGAUGGCAUUGCAGGAGAGCGUGUCUCCAUGAGGGUAGACUUGGAAUGUUCGAAUGGCCGGAGUACUAUUGGAUUGUUUUCUCAUAAGAAGCUAUCUGUAUCGGUGGGCUAUUCAGUGGCUGCAUUUGUUCUAGCAGUUCUGGAGGGAAGCACACAGCCAGGCGUUUGGUUUCCGGAAGAGCCAGAGGGGAUAGCAGUUGAAUCAAGGAAGCUGCUUCUUGAGCGUGCGUCGCAAGGGACAACAAACUUCGUGAUGAAUAAGCCUUCCUGGAUGGUAGAGACUGAUCCAAAGGAAGUUAUCCUGGGAAUAUAUGUGUGAGAAAAAAGUGGAAAUAACAUACAAUUGAAUCUGGAUACAGCACGCAAAUUUUGUCGAUCAACUCUCGUAAAAACUUACGAGUUCUGGAGGUAUUAUCAAGGAUAGAAAGUAGCUAACAAGUCGUGCGGGCAGCCUGCAGCAAGCAGAAUCCUCUCCAAUGCCGUUCAGUAUGAUUACUUGGUCAACCUGUUCUGGAAAAGGCUGUAAAUAACAUAAUGAUUUUGUGUGCUUGAAAAACGUAGAGCCAGCAAAACUGUAUCACAAAAUUGUCAGGUAAAACCGUUACAGUACAAGGGAGCAAUACCUGAAUAGCUGAACUGUAUCAUGACAGAAAUAUCACUGAACAUUAUUGAUGAAAAAGGCAUCGGCUUAAGCUAUUACAUACAUCAA